AUGUCAUCUGAAUGGUUGAAAGUUUUUGUUAAACCUUUGAAAUAUUUGAAGACAACUGGAAUUGACACUUCAAGAAACGCAUCUAAGAAAUUUAUUGCAUAUUCUGUAAUAAUGAAUUUACUGUUUGUUGAUUUAUUCAGUUUCCUUUCAUUAAUACCAGUAAUAAAUGACGUUUCGAAUGUCGUCGAUUUUGCUCACAAAGCAGGUCCCGCGUCAUCUUUUAUCGGAUAUAACAUGAAAGUUAAAAAUUUCAUCAUCAAAAGAAAAAAAAUUGAAAGCUUGCUGAAAUUGACAGAAGACAUAAUUGAAAGUUUCUCAUGGAUCGAUGUAAAAGAAGGCAAAAUACUUAAAGCAAGAAUUGCAUUUGCGGAGAAGAUACUUAAAAUGUCAAUGAUUUUAAUGUUGUCAGCAUCAUGUUCUAAUCCCAUAAUAAUUUUAAUUUCCCACAACUUGCCGAUUCCUUACAAUGUUGAAGACAAUCAAUUUUUGUUUUGGAUGUCAGCUUUCUAUCAAAGUUUUACCAGCUUAGUGUUUACUCCAGUUUUAGUAAUAAUGAACGUUUUGCCAAUUAUAUUCAUAAGUUUUGCUGCAGGCAUGAUUGACGAACUUUGUCUUAAAUUACAAGGCAUUGCUGGACAUAUCGAGAAGAAAACUGAUUCAAAUGAAAAAGGACUUUCAGAAUGUAUCAAAAUCCAUAUUAAAAUUAAAGUUUACGUCACUGAAAUUAAAGACGCCUUUGGAACGGCUUUGUUUAUACAAGCAUUCCUUAGCACAGUCAUACUUGAAAAUGUUUUAUUGCAGGACGAAAAAGCGAUUACUUCGUUACCAUCAGUUGCCUUCAUGUUGCCGAUGUUGCUGGAAAUAUUUCUACCAUGCUACUUUGGAAAUGAACUUGCAUUAGCAUCAGAAAAAAUCUCUGACAGCUUGUUCUACUCGCAAUGGCAGAAGGAAACAAAAAAGUUUAAAACAUCGAUGAAAAUUAUCAUGGAAAACUCGAAAUUGUCAUUAAAAAUUCAUAUUUUUGGAUUAUUCGAAUUGACUUUAAAACAAUUUAUUCGAAUUGUUAAUUCAGUGUUCUCAUUGUACGCUGUUUUAAAGAAUAUUGCUACUUAA
Molecule: messenger RNA, 1113 nt
Organism: Clunio marinus
Lineage: Eukaryota; Metazoa; Arthropoda; Insecta; Diptera; Chironomidae
Source: the annotation of a GenBank genome assembly